UGUGAUUGUAUGGUCAAGGUCAUGGUCUCUUUAAAUGAAAUCUCAAGCUAAAAAAUGUUAAACUAAAAGUUCAACAAAUUUGAUCACUUACUUCUGAGGUGUUAUUGAAGCAGAACCAAAUUUGAAAGCAUUUUUUGGUUUGACAGUAGCUAAUUACAGUUUUCAACUAAUAAGCUAAUAUUUAACUGACAAUGGAAGCAGUUCCAUCUGACAAAGAGUGUUGGUAUUACAUGAAACUUGUCACCUUCAUCCUAGGAAUUGGAAUGGAGGUUCUACAUACUUAUUUUGAGCAGAAUAUUUUGAAUGCAAAAGAACAUUUGGAGUUUUACAUGUUCUUAGAUGACAAUAAACAUUAUUUGUUUCAUGAAUGCUAUCCUAGAGUACAGUGCUGUAAGUGUUUUCAACAUUGUCUUGCUUCUCCUUCUCAAAAAGGAUGUUUAAAUAAAAAACAGUUCAUGUUAUUGUUUGAUAUCGGCCCUCUAACUGAAAUGGACCAUUAUCAAACAGGAAGACAUAAUGAUAUAACCAAAGAGUGUUUAUGCAGAAUCAUCGCAAAACGAUCUAAUGAUGUUGACUGUAUGGAUAUAACUCUUAUGUACGCAAUUGUCCAAUCAUGCUGUUUCAAAAAUAGUACAGUCAUACACGGAAAUCCAAGAUGUAUUGAAGUUAUCAAAGAUACGAGAAACUUUUUGGCACAUGUACCUAAUGCACGUAUUUCUGAAUCUGAGUUUGACAGAAAGUGGUCUGAGACUGAGCAAGCUAUUUUAGAAAUAGGUAGCUCAUUGGGAAAUUAUUUUGCUAAAGUGAACAAAAGGAAAGUCGAUGAAUUCAAAAAUAGUGAAUUAUCAAUGAAAGCAAUCAAAGAAAUCAUCGAGAACAAUGUUGAUGAAGUUAAAAAGGAUCUUCAAGCCCUUAUUGAAGACCAGAAGAAAAGCACAUUGCUGGUAAAGGAUGAGAUCAUUGCACACCUCACAAAGUAUAAAGAUGAACUCUCAGUUGAUAUCAGGAAUCUCAGAUUUGAAGUAAAGCAAUAUACAUUAGCUUCUUGUUCUACAGAGGAGACAUUCGACAUAGAAGUUCCCAAAAUGAAUGCUGCUGCAAGCGGUUCUAAAGAAUAUGUGACGGAAACGGAUAAAAAUGUGAGGAAAUGUCGUGUCGAAUGGAGACUUGAAACACCAAGCACAUGGAAUUUACCAGAAAUAAAAGACACUUUAGAGAAAUUUUCUGCACUGUUACGACAAUGGUUUGAAAUAGAAUUUGUUUACGUUGGGUCCCUAGUUAUAAAAACAUUGGUGCAAAAAAAUGUUUUAGAUAAUCGAGAUGAAAUGCGAACAGCAGUACAUUUAUUUUUGGAAAAGUUUGUUGAAGUUUGUAGAAUCAAUUCAGAUGAACAUACUGUCAUCAAAGUAGCUUUGAUUGUAGAGCCUGAUGACUUGGAUAAAGAAGAGGCAAAAGAGCAAUUAUCGAAAAUAGAAAUGAAUAAGAAAGACAAAACAACAUGCAUAUUCUGCAACAAAAGCUAUGAUUGUCAGAAUUGUAAACAGAAAGCUAAAACUAUUUCACGCCUAGAAGAUGAACUAUCUGAAAUGGAUAAAGAUUCGCCUGACAUCAAAUUCGAAUCAGACCUAGAAAACAUUGGUGACAACUUUUGUGCAAACAAAGCUCAAGUAGCAACUGGUCAUGUAUUAUCGCCAAACGCCAACUAUGCACGUCUGAUUAUUGCUGUUAAACAUAUAACACAAAAUAUGUUGAAAGAAGUUUUGGAAUAUUUCAUACCACCGAGAACUCUUGUGGCUCAAGUGAGAAAUCAAAAAUGGACACAACGACUGAAACCUUCAGAUUUGAAAAAAAUAAAUGAUGCUAAGAAUAAAGGAUAUAUUGAUUUUGAUUUACCUCUUAUAUAUACAAUUUUGCGAAACUUUCGCCUUGAUAUUCUCCCCACGAGGGGCUGGAACAACCCCACUGAUCCUCAGCAGCACGAGAUAUCACUAGGAGAUGAUAUAGAAAGAUGUCGUAGACUCUAUAAUGUCAUUAUAUACAGACCAAAUGCAAUGAUCAUGAUGAUUAGCUCUCAAGAAUUUAAGGAUUUUUUAAGUGACUUUAAAUGCAUUGCAAAAAGGUUUGAAAGUGUUCUUAAUAAACAGCCAAACGAAUUUGUGUCUCAAUUUUAAAUUUAAGAACACGAAGGUAUUAUAUAGCACCAACAGCAGUGGUUCUUUAAUCAGACAUGAAUUAUGUAAGAGCUUAUAUGUCACUUUUUUUUAGUAAGACAUUGAAAAAUGUUUCAAAUCGUACAUUUAAUGAAAAGAAUUUGAAGGUGUAAAAACCUUAGUUGUAUUAUUGUACAAGACUUUGCACACUUCUUUACAUAGCUCUUAGUAUAAAAAUGCAAUAGUUGUACACAACUCAUCAGUAUAACAUUUUAAAGGGUUGUAUACAUGUUGUAUCUCACAUAUUACAUAAUUAUGAAAGCUAUCUGAUUAUUUUCAAAUUGACAGUUUCAUAGCACUCAAAAUUUUUACUAUAUCUUUUAAAUAUUUCAAAGUUCGAUGAAUUGAUAAUGUCACUGACACGGAAAAUGGUGCUUAGCAUAUUAUAUUCAUCUUUGAAGUCGAAUUUUAUCACUUGGUUAUUUUACAUGUAGCAUUUUUCACAUUCAAACUGUAUUUGUCGAUACAUUUCAAAGUAUUAAUAAAUGAGACUUAUACCUU
Molecule: messenger RNA, 2711 nt
Organism: Mytilus californianus (California mussel)
Lineage: Eukaryota; Metazoa; Mollusca; Bivalvia; Mytilida; Mytilidae
Exons: 10
Coding region: 192-2171 (659 amino acids)
Source: RefSeq, a predicted model, not a curated record